Penicillium malachiteum is the source of this 1671-nucleotide messenger RNA. RefSeq lists its product as uncharacterized. The coding region runs from base 1 to 1671 and encodes 556 amino acids. Gene Ontology annotation, biological process: N-glycan processing. Gene Ontology annotation, cellular component: glucosidase II complex. The record is from RefSeq and is a predicted model, not a curated record. NCBI's taxonomy places the organism in Eukaryota, Fungi, Ascomycota, Eurotiomycetes, Eurotiales, Aspergillaceae. The transcript is spliced from 3 exons.
AUGAGACUUCCUCAGUCGCUUAUUCUGUUGGCGGUGGCUGGCACCUCCGCGCGAGCGAGCAUUGACAAGGUUGCUCGUCCUCGAGGUGUCGCCCCAGAAUUUGCCAAAUUCUACCAAGACACCGAAUCCUUCACCUGUAUCUCCAAUCCCGCUGUAAAGAUCCCAGUCUCGGCGGUUAACGAUGACUUCUGCGAUUGCCCCGAUGGCAGUGACGAGCCCGGAACGGCUGCCUGCUCGCAUCUCUCACAGAAUUCCCCGCUCACAGUAGCUGAUCGGCCCGGACACAGCGAUAUAGACUUGACGCUCUCGCUACCGGGGUUCUACUGUAAGAACAAGGGUCACAGGCCAUCUUUCGUACCCUUUCAACGUGUCAAUGAUGGUAUCUGUGAUUACGAGCUAUGCUGUGAUGGUAGUGACGAGUGGGCCCAUGCCGGCGGUACUAAGUGUGAGGACCGAUGCAAGGAGAUUGGAAAGAAGUGGCGCAAAGAGGAGGAGCAGCGCCAAAAGGCUAUGACUGCGGCUUUGAAGAAGAAGAAGGAGCUUGUUGCUGAAGCCGGCAAGCAGCAGAAAGACAUUGAGAAUAACAUUGCUCGAUUUUCAGUUGAAGUCAAGGAUGCAGAGGCCAAGGUAGCGGGUCUCGAGACUGCUUUGAAGAUUGUUGAAGAGCAGGAGCGUAAGGUUGUUCGUACCAAGGGCAAGGGUAAGGUGAAUGCUCUUGCUGGAGUUGCGAAGGGUCGUGUGCAAGAAUUGCGUGAGAGCAUCGUAGAGCUUCGUCAACAGCGAGACGAGACUCGUCAGCGCAUGAAGGAGCUCGAGGAGAUCUUGUCUACUUUCAAGGUCGAAUACAACCCUAACUUCAACGACGAGGGUGUCAAGCGUGCCGUGCGCAGCUGGGAAGACUAUGCUGCUCGUGAACUCGGUGAUGUUAUCAAUGAUGCCAAGGAGCGUGACUUGGAUGAGAUUGUCAAGGUUGAUGGUAAAGACUCUGGUGUUGACUGGGAGCACUGGGAGAAUGAAGAGGACGGCUUCUACAAAAUAGCGGCUUAUCUCCCACCAUCCCUUGUCGCGUUUCUUGAGGAACAGGUUCUUUCUGUUCGCUCCUACUUGGAAGAUAACGGAUUCUUGGCCAAGUCUAGCGGUGAUUCGGUCUCAGAAUCUAGGGCUGUGACUGAUGCACGAGACGCGCUCAAGUCCGCUCAGGAUUCCCUCAAAAACUUGAACAACAAGCUCAAUGACCAGCAGUCCGAUCUUGAGAAGGAUUAUGGCACUGCUGGAAUCUUCCGUGCACUAAGAGGUCAAUGCAUUGAUAAAGACGCUGGAGAGUACAAGUAUGAGCACUGCUUCUUGGACUCUACCAAGCAGAUCCAAAAGAAGGGUGGAUCAGUUACGUCUAUGGGCAAGUUCACGCAGAUUACGACUACCAGGGUCGAAGAGCUCAGUGAGACUGGAGAGAUCAUCACUAUCGAAAAGGUUGCUCUCGAGUAUGAGCGUGGCCAGUCCUGCUGGAAUGGACCCAGCCGGUCCACUAAGGUUAUCCUACAAUGUGGUGAGCAAAAUGAAAUUCUGAAGGUCGCCGAGGACGAAAAAUGCGUAUACUCGAUGCAUGUCACCACCCCAGCUGUCUGUUCUGGAGGACAACAGGGCGCAUCUAGCUCCAAGGAUGAGCUAUAA